Messenger RNA from Rosa rugosa (rugosa rose), 441 nucleotides. RefSeq names its product KRR1 small subunit processome component-like. Gene Ontology annotation, molecular function: RNA binding. Bases 1 to 441 code for a protein of 146 amino acids. Gene Ontology annotation, cellular component: nucleolus; small-subunit processome. The transcript has 5 exons. The record is from RefSeq and is a predicted model, not a curated record. Lineage: Eukaryota; Viridiplantae; Streptophyta; Magnoliopsida; Rosales; Rosaceae.
AUGACGUUCUCCACAACCAGGACUAGGGACGCGGAUCUUAUUGAAAAAGCUAGGGAUCUUCUUCAGCUUUUCACAUUAGCUGUUCCUGCAUCUCAGGCGAUAACAGUACUGAAGGGAAGGCACUGGGACGUCAUGAAGUUGGGGUAUCAAAAAGAUGGGCUUUGCUCAGAAUUUGGAAUCAACAAGGAGAAAUUUCAUGAACGGAUGAAACUUCUCUGCCACCGUUCCUUAAAGGAAAUUGGAGAUCUGAUCUUGUGUUAUAUUUGUAUUGUUGGAGACAUUCUUGUUGCUCUGGGUCCAGUCAAUUCAGUAAAGGGGAUCCGGAUAAUUGUUAAAGAUUGCAUCGUUCGUGGAAUUCCUCCUGCUUCUCGUGUCAAAUUAGUCAAGGACGCUAAAGUGCGGGUUCAAACGAUGAAGCGUCUGGAGGAUUUGCGGCUAUGA